AGCAAUAGCAGCAGCAGUAGUAGUAGCACGAGCAAUAGCAGUAGUAGUAGUAGUAGCACGAGCAAUAGCAGCAGCAGUAGUAGUAGUGGUCGCACGAGCAAUAGCAGUAGUAGUAGUAGUGGUAGCACGAGCAAUAGCAGUAGUAGUAGUGGUAGCACGAGCAAUAGCAGCAGCAGUAGUAGUAGUGGUAGCACGAGCAAUAGCAGUAGUAGUAGUAGUGGUAGCACAAGCAAUAGCAGUAGUAGUAGUGGUAGCACGAGCAAUAGCAGUAGUAGUAGUAGUAGCACGAGCAGUAGUAGUAGUAGUAGCACGAGCAAUAGCAGUAGUAGUAGUAGUAGCACGAGCAAUAGCAGUAGUAGUAGUAGUAGCACGAGCAAUAGCAGCAGCAGUAGUAGUAGUGGUAGCACGAGCAAUAGCAGUAGUAGUAGUAGUGGUAGCACGAGCAAUAGCAGUAGUAGUAGUAGUGGUAGCACGAGCAAUAGCAGUAGUAGUAGUAGUGAUAGAACGAGCAAUAGCAGUAGUAGUAGUAGUAGUGGUCGCACGAGCAAUAGCAGCAGUAGUAGUAGUACUGGUAGCACGAGCAAUAGCAGCAGUAGUAGUAGUACUGGUAGCACGAGCAAUAGCAGCAGUAGUAGUAGUAGCACGAGCAAUAGCAGUAGUAGUAGUAAUAGUAGCAGUAGUGGUAGCACGAGCAAGGCAGAAGAAAGCACAAAGUCCGUUCGGAACCAGCGACGAGACGGGUACCGCCGUGGACCUCGCCUUAUGAAACGGCCAAUGGCCACACGGCAGAAGGUGGACGGUGUCAGUGCCUCUAGGCCGCGGGAUGUCGAACUAAUCUCUCCUGCAGCAGGAGUUUACUGCAGGAGAAAUAAGGGAAAAUGGAAAUUAGAAGAUGAUUAUGCACUGCUAGAAAUGCAAUGGUCUGGAAAAGAUGGCUUCAAGGAUGCUCGAGGGCCGAAGAAAGUCAACGUCCAUUUGGAACCGGAGGCGAGACGGGCACCGCCGUGGACCUCGCCUUAUGAAACGCUCAAUGGCCACACGGCAGAAGGUGGACGUUGUCAGUGUCUCCAUAUUUGUGUUAUAAAAACCAGCCGUGGGAUGUUGAACUAG
Molecule: messenger RNA, 1110 nt
Organism: Penaeus indicus
Lineage: Eukaryota; Metazoa; Arthropoda; Malacostraca; Decapoda; Penaeidae
Exons: 4
Source: RefSeq, a predicted model, not a curated record